AUGGCCUCGAGAUCCCUCCCUAGACCUCUCCUGAGGCUUACAGCACCAGCUCAGCAAUGUCGCUUCUACUCGCAACCCGCAGCUUCGAUAUUCAGAGCUAGCCCCGCCUCGUGUCGAGCUGGUCGCAGCCUGCCACGAGCCGCAAGACCGGUCUUUGUUGCGGGCCAGAGACGCUCCAUUUCGGCCAGCUUGCAGCGACGCUAUGCCGACGUCGAGGAGGACCAAGGCUUCGACCCCGCCUCCGUCGAGCGCGAGUCGGAUCAGGUCGACGUCUGCAUCGUCGGCGCCGGCCCAGCGGGAUUGAGUGCUGCCAUCCGGUUAAAGCAGCUGGCCAACGAGGCCGGGAAUGAAGAAUUUCGCGUCGUCGUACUGGAAAAAGCUGGGGAGGUGGGCGCACAUAUCAUGUCUGGCAACGUGCUGGAACCGAGGGCGAUAAAUGAGUUGAUCCCGGAUUGGUUGAGUGAGGACAACGAAAAUCGGUUUACGCUGGCCACGCCGGCUGGAUCGGACAAGAUGCGAUUCUUGACAAAAUCUAGUGCCAUUCCUAUACCGGCACCUCCACAGAUGCACAACGAGGGCAACUAUAUCAUUUCUCUAAGUCAAUUUACCAAGUGGCUGGGUGAGAGAGCUGAAGAGGUGGGCGUCGAAAUAUAUGCGGGCUUCGCGGGUGCCGAGAUUCUCUACAACAACGAAGGCGCAGUCAAGGGCGUUGCGACAAACGACCAGGGCGUGGGAAGAAACGGCAAGGCAAAGGCCAGCUUCGAGCGAGGUAUGGAGUUCCACGCUCGAGUAACGCUGCUGGCCGAAGGAUGCCACGGCAGCCUGACCAAGCAGGUGUCCAAGAAGUUUGACCUGAGGAGGGAUUGCCAGCCGCAAACCUAUGGCCUGGGAGUGAAAGAGGUCUGGGAAAUUCAGCCAGAAAAAUUCAAAAAGGGUGAGAUCUCUCAUACCAUGGGCUACCCGCUGUCCAAGGACACUUAUGGCGGCGGAUGGAUGUACCACUUUGGAGACAACUUGGUAAGCCUGGGGUUGGUUGUUGGCCUCGACUAUGCCAACCCUUGGAUAUCUCCCUACGGCGAAUUCCAGCGCAUGAAGCUCCAUCCAUUCUACAAGUCCGUUCUGGAGGGUGGUAAGUGCAUCGCGUACGGCGCUCGCGCUCUCAACGAAGGCGGCUUCCAAUCAAUACCGAAAUGUGCGUUCCCCGGAGGUGCCCUGAUCGGCGACACUGCCGGCUUCCUCAACGUGCCCAAGAUCAAGGGCACACAUACGUCGAUGAAAUCGGGCAUGCUGGCUGCCGAAGCCGCGUAUCAAGCUCUCGCUCACAACAAAGAAACAAGCACCAUCUUCCUGUACGACUACGAGGAUGCCCUACGGGAAAGCUGGAUCUGGCCCGAACUCAAAGCUGUGCGCAACAUGCGACCGUCCUUCCACAACCCCCUGGGCAUCUAUGGCGGCAUUAUGUACUCCGGCCUCGAGGCUUACGUCUUGCGCGGCAUGAUGCCUUGGACUCUGAAGCACAAGCAACCCGACUGGGCGGCCACAAAACCUGCAGAUCAAUUUCCCAAGAUCGAGUACCCGAAGCCUGACGGCGAGAUCACCUUUGACAUCUUGACCAGCGUGUCGCGGACCGGCACGAACCAUGAGGAGGAUCAGCCUGUGCAUCUGCAGGUGAAGGACUGGGAUGCUCAUGCGCAGAAGGAGUGGCCCAAGUACAAAGGCGUCGAGAACCGGUUCUGUCCGGCGGGCGUGUAUGAGUAUGUGGAGGAUGAUACGAAAGAUAUUGGAGUGCGGUUCCAGAUCAACGCUCAGAAGUAA
Molecule: messenger RNA, 1815 nt
Organism: Fonsecaea erecta
Lineage: Eukaryota; Fungi; Ascomycota; Eurotiomycetes; Chaetothyriales; Herpotrichiellaceae
Exons: 1
Coding region: 1-1815 (604 amino acids)
Biological process (GO): electron transport chain
Cellular component (GO): mitochondrial inner membrane
Molecular function (GO): electron-transferring-flavoprotein dehydrogenase activity; iron-sulfur cluster binding
Source: RefSeq, a predicted model, not a curated record